Molecule: messenger RNA, 1734 nt
Organism: Xylaria bambusicola
Lineage: Eukaryota; Fungi; Ascomycota; Sordariomycetes; Xylariales; Xylariaceae
Product: amidase signature enzyme
Exons: 3
Coding region: 1-1734 (577 amino acids)
Source: RefSeq, a predicted model, not a curated record
AUGCUCGUACAAGGUGGGAUCUCAAGCAAUGACUGGCGAAGCUUGAGCGAAUAUGGGGUAGACUGGAUUGCUUUCUUUCGUGACUUUCGAUCAACUGGCAACCCUAGCGUAUCGAUCCAGAAAGGGGUGCAGCUCAACCCGCGCUUUGCUCGUACGACCUGUUCAAUUGCCGAACUAGCAGCGCUGCUCAAAGCUGGCGACUUCAAUAGCCAAGAAUUAGUUAAGCUGUACGUCCAGCGAGUGGGCGAAGUCAACGAUGACCUCGGCGCCGUAAUUGAGCUCAACCCCGAUGCCGUGAGCAUAGCCCGACACCUCGACAGAGAGCGCGCAGACGGCAAAGUAAGGGGCCCUCUGCAUGGUAUACCGAUUCUGGUCAAAGACAACUAUGCCACUGUUGACUCUAUGUUGACCGGCUCCGGGAGCGUCUGUCUCGCCCGAGCGCUCCCCACCGAAGAGGCUACGGUUAUCGCCAAGCUUCGGGAGGCGGGCGCCAUCAUCUUAGGCAAGCUGAACUUGAGUGAAUUCGCUGGCAUCCGCAGCUCCAACGCGACGCCAGGCUGGAGUCCACGCGGUGGCCAAACCUUCGGCGCAUAUGUCAAGAAUCAAACCGCCUGUGGUUCAUCUAGCGGUUCGGGUGUCGCAGCUUCUGUCGGACUUGCAGCCGGGACACUCGGUACCGAGACAUCAGGAAGCAUCACUUGCCCGGCGAUGUAUAACAAUGUCGUCGGUGUCAAGCCCACAGUAGGCUUGACCUCGAGAUUUGGAGUCGUGCCCGUCACUGCCCGACAAGAUACAACCGGACCGAUCACCCAGAAUGUCGAGGAUGCGGCCAUCCUUCUAGAAGCCAUGGCUGGCAAGGACCUGAACGACAACUAUACAUCCGCUCAGCCUUGGGGCUCUCCUCCACACUUUUCCACAGGGCUGAGAAAAUCGGGGUUGAAAGGAGCACGAAUUGGCGUGGUUUGGAUGGAGGACUUGCCAGUCUCAGGACACCUCAUUAAUAUCAAGCAGAUCAAGCCCGUUUUCGACCGCGCUGUAGCUGAUCUGAAAAGUGCGGGCGCUGAAGUUGUUGACGUUGCCCUGGACACUAAGGGGCAGACUUUCGAAGAAAUCCUUUUGACUUUACAAACUAACGUCCGGGUAUAUAUGGGCGCGGACUUCAACGACGCACUACCGCGCUACUUGGAGAAUAUCAGACCGAGCGACGAUGUUGUCUUCCGCAAUGUGUCAGAUGUUCUUCAGUGUCUGAAGACUGAGCCGAGGGAGCUCGCCUCAACGAUUGGCCUGGCUGACUGGGAAAACGUUGCUCAACUGAACAUUACUGCGGGUAGUCUGGAAGCAUGGAACGCAUUUACCACAGUCUUAACACUAUCGAAAAGCCUCCUCCUAGAUCCGAUCGAAGAACAUGGACUAGAUGCUCUCGUCAUGCUACCCGAUCUCGCGCUCUCGGUCGGCGCAGCUCCAGGCUUUCCCAUUGUAACCGUGCCCAUGGGCGUACUUGGACCAGAAGCCAAGACAGCUUGGGACUACACUAAUAAGACUAUAAGCACGGGGCCGGGCAUACCUCUUGGUCUCAGCUUCACUGCCGACAAGUGGAGUGAUCAGAAGCUUAUACAGUAUGCCUAUGCGUAUGAGCAGGCAUCCCAAAGACGAAGGGAGCUCAUACCCAUUAUUAAGCCUGAGUCAGAUUUGUGUACCUUGAUUCAUCGAUCAACCUUAGGUGGAGAAAUGUAA